UACCAGCAAGAAUCAACUUCCGGAACGAAGAAGUAUGUCGGAUCGUGCUUGCAUAUGUGAACGUGACUGAGAUAUACGACCUACAAUGGCAAAAGACUGCGUAUCAGAAGUUGACAGAAAGUUCCUUGCUAAUCAUUUUCUCGCAGAUGAAGACUGGGAUGCUGGGGUAUCAGACAACACAGACCUGGCACACGUUUUUAACCAGACCUUAGCUUUUGAUCCUAAUGCUUUGCCAGAUGAGUUGGCAGACUUUGACCCCGUGAAGUUCGACACAUUUGAUUUUGAUGAGCUUUUGCAAGAGCAGAGUCACAGCGACAGUUCAGACAGUGGUAUCAUCAUAAAGCAAGAACCACCAUCACCUGCUUCAUCACAAAUAUCAGAAGGCAGCUCUGAAGGAUACAGUUCCUGCUCCGACUUACUGCUACAGGCAGUGAUCAAAGAGGAGUCUGUCUCACCCUUGGAUUCACCAUCUUUCUCGUAUUCCAAUGAUUCUGGGUUUAUACUGUCGCCUCCACUCUCACCACCAAGUCUGAGCAGCUUUUCCACAUCUGCUGCAUCACUCUCACCACCUGGCUCUCCAUCUUUGCCUGGCGAUCAGACUUUGAUCUUCAUUCCACAAGUGGAUGGGGACUCAGUCUCCGAGCAGUUGGUCCUCCCUUCAGAUGUUUCUCCAUUCCCUGGUUCUAUCCUCACCUCAUCAACAGGGACUUCUUUGUCGUCUCCAACAUCUGUGGUGUUGACAGCUCCUACUGUGACCCUAGGUUCAUCAAUCAAGCAAGCCAAUGUCCACUCAAUUCUCAAUCGAAAGAUCAAGAUCCAACCAAAACCAACGGUGACAUCAGGCUCUGUUACAACAAAACCAUCUGCCAACCAUGUUUUAUCCCCAAGGACUGCUAAUGCAGUCACGUCAGUGCCCAUAAGUUCUGCUGUCGCUGCUGAAGACGUAGUGUGUCAGGUGGUGCCAAAGGUAGAAGUCAGAACCAUGUCAGUGAAAUCAGCAGGGGGAGGCAGGCCUCUGGUGGUGAGUGCAGAACAGUUUCAAAAGUUGACAGAGUCGGGAGUUCUGCGAUGGUCUCCUCCCUUAUCAGACUCGAGCUUUGUAACGUCACUGUCUCCUACAUCUUCAACCUCAUCAGCAUAUGCGCCACAGGGUCAGAUUUGUGACUUGACGAAGUCAAAGCGGCAGCAGAGGAUGAUAAAGAACAGAGAGUCAGCAAGCCUGUCAAGGAAACGAAAGAAAGAGUACCUGGUAUCGCUAGAGCAGCAAGUGAAGGAGUUUAACUUUGAGAAUCAGAAAUUGAAGAAUGAGAAUGAGGCUCUCAAACAGCACAUUCACGUGCUGCAGUCAGAGAAUAGUCAGCUGCGCCAAGCCUCAGGACUGUCACCGGCUAAGAAGGCCUGUUUGCUGGCAGUGGCCUUGUUGUUGUCUCUUAACCUUGCACCUUUCAGUUCAUUUUUCAAGGAGAUAGAUACAACAAAUGUACGAAAUACAAUCUCCACGUCCCGAAUCAACAGUCGACACUUACUGUCCUUACCGGAAAAUACAACCACCACAGACACCUCUGAUGAUGCAUACACAGGCCCAAGCACUCGUUUGUUUGGCACAAGUGACCGCAUGCAGCAUGUGCUGGAGUUUGACCGAGAGCUGCACCAUCUCCUCUCAAAGGGGAUGCUAAACGAAUCAACCAUGGCGGCCCAUUUUUGUCCCAUUUACUUCAAUAGCACUGAAUCUUCAAGACUGGCUGAGCAGCUGCGUGGCUGGAUGAUCCGUGAGGAGGAGGAAAAGCAGAGAAAGGUCAGCACAAGGCAACCACAACAGCAGCAGCAGGUGCCCAGCAAAAAGAGGGUCAAGGCCUACCCGCCCAUCAACACCUUGAAAGCAGCCAUGCAGGGCCACUACACCAAAGACGUGGAGGGCCAUCAGCACAGACCCAGACAGACAUUGCUAAGCGCUAUCCCACGACGUAAUGACACAUUUUAUGUGCUUUCGUUUAAUACGGACUACUUCCUAGUCCCCGCCACUGCUCAUAACAAGACUGCACGACCACGAAUGUCUCUUGUCAUGCCUUUCUUAAGUGGAACCCUCAAUGAUUCCAUGCAGCCCCCAGAGGGAAGCAUUGGUAUGAUGCAGAUCAACUGUGAAAUAUUCGAUACCCAGCUGAUUCAUGUUCACAAGUCUGUCCUCCCACCUGAGUUUAACAAAAAUGCACAUAACUUUGCCAAUCAGACUCACAACAGUGAACCUCCAUCCUCCAAUAGGAGUAAAACAGGAGCAUCAGAUGCUAGAAAAGAGGCUUCCCAUUCACCCCCUCAGACAUCUGGAGAACACAUAAAGUUAGAAUCCAGGACUGGUAAUGGGACUGUGUUUCCUCCACUGCAAAGGAAAAAGCGAAGAAAGUAGGUGGUCAUUGUUUAAAAUUUGUUUGCUUGUUAUGAACACAGCAAAAGAUCCCAUAUAAUUUCAGCAUUUCUGAAAUGGAUAUUGUUUUAAGCAUAGCGUUUAGUAGUAAGGGUAUGAAGUUAUAGUCUUCAAAAAGAACGAAAAAUUAUUAUUUAAUCUAUUUUGUUUGAGAUCAACAAUUUGGUUAUAAGUUGCAGGCAGAUGAUUAGGCAUUCAUGUGUGUGACAUGAAAAUUACUGCCUCUUGAGCACAAAGACUCUGUUAGUAUUAUUUAGGAAAGUAUCUUAAAAAAUUAAACAUUUUGUGGUGUUUGUGUCUCUUUACAGUGCAAUGGUUUAUUAUUGGUUUUGCUGCUUUUAUUGGUUAAGCUUUAUUUUUAUAUAUAUUUGAGAAUAACUGUGUGUCAUGACCAAUUUGCAAUGGCAUAAGUUGCAAGUGUUUAUUAUAAAAAUAAUAUUUAAAAUUAAUUAAAUAGCUUAAUUUAAUUAAUAUAAUCAUUUAAUUAGAUGGGGCAAAGUGCUUAUCCCCCCUUGAAAUUUUAUUUUUAGUCUUUACGAGGUCAUGGGUCAAAUGUCGUUUCUUGACUUUCUUGCUUGAAUAUUUAGCAUCAUCUGCAUGGUGAUUUGAUACAUUUGUAAUGUGAAAAUUUUUUAUGGUGCCAACUUAGCUGUGGUAAUCUCGAUGUCUAGGCUAUAAAAUUUCUGUUGUCUUGUAAAUCCUAGAUACAUUAGGUGUAAUUUAAGUGCUGUGAGAUACUCUACCGAAAUUGAACAGAACACCGGCAAGUUGAAGCUGCAUAUAAGAAUUGAGUCAUGAAAACUUGAGAUUUGUUAACAAAUAUAAAAAAAAUGAUGGGUAUUUGGCAGCUGCACAAACUGGUUUGUGCAUAGUGUUGGUUGCUAACCAAAUCAUUAAAAAAAACAUAAAUACAAAUGUAUAUAUCAUUAUAACUUCAUUUAAAUAUUAUUGGUGACAAAUCUUUAGUGGUCUGAAAAUAGAGUUUGUGUGUGCUUGACUUGAAAGCUUGUGACUGGAAAAGUCGCCUGCCCACCCUCCCCCAGCAGAGUACUUAUCAGGGGAAGUAAAAAGGUAAUGAACGGAGAGGGUUGGGCUCCCUUUCAAACUGACAUGCCUUAGACAUGCGCGCUUACAGCUUAUCAAAGUCCUUACAGCCACUAGACUUAAGGACCUUGUUGACUUUUUUGUGAUUAAUGAAAUGCUUUUUCAAAGCCAGUGAGGGAUUGCUAUUAAUACAGUGACUGAGUAACAUGUUCUUGGACUUCUUAAGUAAAAGAUAUCUUGAAUGAAGCAUAAGAUUUGCAAGUGAAAUGUGUCACCCAGAUCUUGGUAAACUGCAAAUGUGCAUGUCAGCAUGUAUGUCACUUCAAGGAGCACAACCUUGGUACCCUGUUAAGCUUAUCUAAUUUAUGCUAAGUCCUUUGCAGUAGUGGAUUGCUAGGAAACUAUAUUGAAGGUGCAGUUCCUUUAGUAAUACAUCACUGUGGUGUGUAUCGGUUACUAUACUUUGUUUAUACUCAAAUUGCUAUGAAGGCAUGUGCAAAUAUGCUUCAGUGAAGGUCCAACUUCUGCAUCAGCUCAUUUCAAGUGAUAUAAAGAGUUGAACUGUGCUAAGAGAUGGAUUUCUUUAUCACAAGGAUUAGCAAACUGUGGUCUGUAGCUGGGAGUAGCUUGUGACAUUACACAAAGUAAGGGUUUUCAUAAAUUAACCAUAAAUAUUGUACAAGUAUUUUGUUUUUUAAGUGGCUGAUCAAAGCCCACCCAUAUAAAGAUUCAAUAUUGUCAUUUAGGAAAAUAUGUAUAUUUGUAUUACAUUUCUAAUUAACUGUAUACCUCCAAUCGCUGCUUUAAAUAAUCACAACCUUACUAUAAAUUCGUUGGCUUCAUAUUAAUCUCCUCUUUGUAAAUAAUAAAAUGAGUGAUCACCUGUUUGUCCUUGAAGGUCUGUGUCUUUGUGAACUUGUCAAUAUUUUUUGAGAAAGUGUUCCUUGCUUUAUGGAAAACUAUAUGGGCCACCUUUUUUUACACCAGAAAACAUUUUAUUAUGUACAGCAAAUGCUUCAUACAAAUAGCAGAUGAGAUCUAACUGUAUAGUAUCAUGCAUCCAUGCACAGUAUGAGCCUUUGUGACCAACAUCAUCUGAAGGUUGAAUGGUCAUUGCAAUUUCAAAUUAAAGGUCUGUAAACCUCUCAUAAAACUGGUACGUUACCAUUUUAAUUCAUUUAUAUUCAUUGCAUUUAAGGUUAUUGUGCAAGUUUUUUUCUUUAAAAAUGGAGUAACCUGAUGGCUGCAGUAAAAUCUGUAAAGUUAAGAGAUUUAGAUGAAGAGCCAUGUCAUGUUGAUAUAGAAUUAAUUUUGUAUUGACCAUAUUACAUCUGAGACCUGAUUGAAGGAGGAUGAAGCAAAGAUUACAUCUGUUUGACCUGUAAUGUUUUGGUAGCCCCAACACUGCCAAUUUUUAUAAUCAGCACAGAAAACAGUGUUAUGGCUGGAAGCUUUUUUUGUCAUGUUGCAUAAUCUUUUUUCAAGCUGGAGUGCUUAGAGUUUUUUACAAAAUUUUUUCUUAUUUUUUAAUUUAUAUAUAUAUGUGUGUUUGUUAGUUUAUAUGAGUAAAUGGGCUUAAAGGUUGUUAAGAAUUCAACAAGGCAGCAAUAAUUCAUGCAACUUAGAGAUGUGACACAUUUGUAUGUACGCAGAUAGAGCAAGAUCUGAGUCUUGUUUUGCUGUUCAGUGGGAGGCUUCAUGAAACAUUACAAAACGAAUUAAAUAGAUUAUAAAAAAAAAGAAAGAAAUCUUAUUACUCCUUUCAUUGUUUUGUUUCAUUUUUAUUUUUUAUCACAUUACCUUUUAAAAAAGUGAACAUUACCUACCUUAGAUAAGGAAUCCAAAGUAUUGCUCAAUGUUAAUUCUCAAACUUUGAUAAGAUCCUAAUAUCACCACACUCAUUAUAAUUCAAAUUUCUCUUGGAAAGGAAAAAACUAUGCGCAUAUAAUUUGAGUUGCAUGUGUUGCAUUAUGUUAGUUUGUCUCACUGUUUAGUAAUGCAAUCACAAAGCUUGCUGGACAGCUUUGUGUGAUUUGCAUGGAUGCAGAAUGUAUGUUACUGUAAUGGAUCAGGAAGGAAGUGAUCAGCAAUCACCAUGUAUCAUGAAACAGGAACAAAUACUUGGAAAAAAGGUGCUUAUUUGCUAUUAUUUUAAAUUUUAUUGUAUUCAUUAUUUUUCUAAAGCUCAAACAUGGUCUCUUGGUGUAAUAAAUAUCCAUUUUCCUGCUUAACAGUAAACACAACAAUAAAAACAGCUGUUUUUCACUUUCUUCAGAAUCAAACUGAUGCAUUUGGAGGAAAUUAUACAUAAAUAUAUUUGAGUUUUGUUGUUGUUAUGUUGGGACUGUAGGUGUGAUGUCAGGGGUUAGACUUGUAAAUGGUUGUGAGUUUUAUGAUGUACAGGGUGUCAGCUUAAUCAGCACUUUUAAUUGUUAAUCAAUCUUUUCUCUUUGACAACAUUGAACACCUUUUUUGCCUUACAAUUUUCACUGCUGUACAUGACAGUUUGCAUUUUGAGGAAUCUAUAAAUGUGCAUUUAUAUGAAUGCAACAGAUGAAAAAAGUGUUGAUAUCCAAGCUAGGAUUGUUGAUAUCAACUUUUAUGUAUUGACUGCCUCUGAUUAGUCUUUAUCAUGUUGUUUACAUAACAGACAAAUGUUGCCACUGGUUCGAAAUUAGGAUUUUAUGAGUAGUUCUGAUUUUAGUGAACUUGCACCAUAUGAACAUUUUCAAGAAGUCAGAAUAUCUUCACUUUUCAUUCUCUUCUUGCUGUUUUUCCUCCCCAUUGUUAAUCAACAUACCUCCAAUUCCUUUGAAGAAAAAAAAUAAAAAGGAAAUGUUACCAUAUUAGCCUUUGGCUUUAAAAGUUGUUUAGCAAUGACUCAUUCUAACAUUACGAAAUGUACCUUCUUCAAGAGAGAGAGAAAUUAUGUUGCAUGUGAGACAUACCUCAAUGUUCACAAUGCUUUUUAUCAAACAUUGUGAAAUGUAACCUACAAUACAAGACAAAUUCCACAACUAGCAAUGUGCCAAGUAUUCAACCUUACUGCAUGUAAAAAGGAUUACAAAUACUCCUCAUGCCUUACACAGUUCCCAGCCUUUAGCUUCAAUUAUAUUUCCUGUCUCAUAUCUUCUUGUCAAACUAGAUCCCUUUAUACAUAGUGUUUUGUGGUUCUGGUGCGAUGUCUGGGUCCAUUCAUUUUCCAAGUCACCUACACUUGCAUUGACAUGUAUUUUCACAAUGAUGUAAGAUUUACUGCAAAAAAUAUUGGUGAGGUCAGAUCACUCAUGUUGCAUGAUCAUUUUAAAGUGUUUGAGGUUAUCACUUAAUCUUAGUUUUAAAUGUUAAAUUUGAAUGCAUCUGCUGGUGUAAAAAGUUUCUGAGUGAUUCUGUCAUAAUUCCAUUUGGUGCAUUUUUUUUUUUCUUAAGUAUGAUGAAUCUAAUAAAUGGAUGAAUAUUUCAAAUGGAACCUAUAAGGUGUUUUGUAGAAGAGACGUGAUGUAUGUUGCCAUGCAUGAUUGCAAAAAGUGCUAGAUGCUGAAAUCUCUCAUAUUUUCUCCUAUUCUCUCUGUCAUAAUAUUUAACACAAGGCAUAUGUAUCUGAAAGCUUAAUACAGUAGAAGUACAAAAGUCCCAAAUAGGAACAGUUUUGUGAUUCAGACAUUUUGUUUUUCUGCCAAGGAUUCAUAUGUCUGAAAUUACCAAAUUGUUGAUUUUUCUGAAUCCAUCACAUCUCUCCCUCUUUAAAACUAAACAAAAUGUCUGAAUCAUAAAAUUUUUGAUAAAGAAAUUAGCUGCAGUCGAUUGCUGCCUGAGGAAUAACUUUUGACCUGUUGAUGCUAGCCAGUACAUGCUCCUAAGAUUAUGGCUAAUGCUAGAGCAAAAUUCAAUUCAGCUCUUGAGGUUACAGGGAGGCACCUAUUGAUUUUACUCAUCUUCAUUUUCAAUUAUUAUUGCAUGAUCAAAAGACUGUAAUCUAAUAAAUACUUAUAUGUUUUUUGUUUUCCCUACCUUACAUGCUCAAAAGACUAAUAAUCUACACUUUUAAAUCUUUCUGGCCUUUUUGCCUUAUUUGUUUAGUUUCUUUUUUGUAAUACAUUCAAAAAGACUGCAACAUGACAUGGAUGAAAGAGACUUCCCAUGCCAUUCUCUAGACAUGGCAAACCACAUGGUUACUGAGCUGUAGGACCAUUACUUUUCCUUUCUGCUUAAAAUCUGCAAGAUGCUGUUCUCCCCUUCUGUAAUAUCUAAAAUGUAAGAAUCACAGGUCACUGAUCAAAUGAUAACACACCCCUGUGACAAAAGCAAAAUGUAAAAGAAAAUUUAUUUUAAAAAGACAUCACAGAAAACAUCUGUUAUACUACCUAAGUCUUUGCUUUUGCCAAACCAGUUGACAGGUUUAAAAUAAAAUCCCAGAUUAACCAAACCUGAAGCAGAGAUUUAGUUUAUAAAGAGAGCCUCUAAAUCAAUACAUGGAAAAAAAAGCAAAUUAAGAUGCAAAGCAACAUAUUUGGGCAUGCAAAUUAUUCAUAAAAGAAAUAAUAC
This is a messenger RNA of Pomacea canaliculata, 8008 nucleotides long. RefSeq names its product cyclic AMP-dependent transcription factor ATF-6 beta-like. The transcript has 14 exons. The record is from RefSeq and is a predicted model, not a curated record. Bases 86 to 2401 code for a protein of 771 amino acids. Gene Ontology annotation, biological process: endoplasmic reticulum unfolded protein response; regulation of transcription by RNA polymerase II. NCBI's taxonomy places the organism in Eukaryota, Metazoa, Mollusca, Gastropoda, Architaenioglossa, Ampullariidae. Gene Ontology annotation, molecular function: RNA polymerase II cis-regulatory region sequence-specific DNA binding; DNA-binding transcription factor activity, RNA polymerase II-specific. Gene Ontology annotation, cellular component: nucleus.